UGGCACAGCGGGGCUGGGAGACGGUGGGCGUGGAGAGGGCUGCGGCCCGAGCAGGCGGGGUUGGGGUGGGGCCGGAGUGGGAUCUGAGUGGUGGCUGACAGGCCUACCAACUGAGUUAGGGUCAGCUGGACUCGGAGCGGAGCGAAGAGGUCCAGUUGGUCCCAGGGCCCGAGGAAGAUGAACCCCCUAGAGUCGGAGAAGACGGUGGAACUGUUGCUGGGGCAGGAGGCGAAGCUGGCGUCCGUGACCAGCACGUCUUGCUGCGUUCGGAAGUACUGCAGCACCCCCAGCAUGGAGCGCUGGCGGGGCCGGCUGGCGCUGGUGACGGGUGCCUCCGCCGGCAUCGGGGCGGCUGUGGCCCGGGCCCUGGUGCAACGCGGGCUGAAGGUGCUGGGGUGCGCCCGCACCGUGAGCAACAUCGAGACACUGGCUGCUGAAUGUAAGAGUGCUGGCUACCCUGGGACUCUGCUCCCCUACAAAUGUGACCUGUCCAAUGAAGAGGACAUUCUAUCCAUGUUCUCAGCUGUCCGAAAUCAGCACAACGGUGUGGAUAUCUGCAUCAAUAAUGCUGGCCUGGCCCGGCCUGAGCCCCUACUCAGUGGCCACACCAGCGGCUGGAAAGAUAUGCUGAAUGUGAAUGUAUUGGCGGUCAGUAUCUGUACCCGGGAGGCAUACCAAUCCAUGAAGGAGAGGAAUGUGGAUGAUGGACACAUUAUCAACAUCAACAGCAUGUCUGGUCACCAUGUGGUACCCCAGUCUGUGGUACAUUUCUACAGUGCAACCAAGUAUGCCAUUACUGCACUGACCGAGGGACUUCGGCAGGAACUUCGAGAGGCCAACACCCACAUCCGAGCCACAUGCAUCUCCCCUGGGGUGGUGGAGACAGGAUUCGCCUUCAAACUUCAUGACCAGGACCCUGUGAAAGCAGCUGAGACCUACGAGCACAUGAAGUGUCUCAAACCUGAGGAUGUAGCUGAAGCCGUCAUCUUUGUCCUCAGCACCCCACCACAUGUCCAGAUUGGAGACAUCCAGAUGAGGCCAACGGAACAGGUGACAUAGCAUCUGGUUGGGAGCCGAGCCUGGGGGAUGGACCCUUACUGCCUGGCUCCUAAAUCUGGAUUGUAGGUGUUAAUUUUUGAACCCUGGACUCGACCUCCUUCUUCUGCCCCCAGGACUAAAAAAAAAAAUUUUUUUUUUGGUAAUCUCAAAUUGUUUCAUAUACAGAUAUGACUUACAGAUGAAAACUGGGUGGUUGGGUUCCUGUCUAUUCUACUUCUUAAUUUGUUACCCAAUAUUCCUUAUUUGGGGUUCAUUGGUCUUUUUCCUCCUACUUUAUCUCCUUUCCUUCUUGGGAAGGAGGCCAAGAUCAGAAGCAGUAUUUACUAUUCUUUCUCUUUAUUCUACCUCCUCUUAUGGUCAGGAAUCAGGUCCUCAUCUGUGGCUCCAGACUUCCUUCCUUUCUCCUGUAUCUAUUUCCUUUCUUCCUACUAAUCUUUUUUCCAUUCUAUCUGAUUCUGGGCUCUGGAGGGAUUAUUCCACUCUGGUCACAGCAGCAAUCUCCCAAGAAGUUUUUCACUUCUAGAAUUAAAAGAGAAAAAAACAAA
Monodelphis domestica (gray short-tailed opossum) is the source of this 1604-nucleotide messenger RNA. It is a transcript of the gene DHRS11, whose product is annotated as dehydrogenase/reductase 11. Gene Ontology annotation, molecular function: oxidoreductase activity. The record is from RefSeq and is a predicted model, not a curated record. NCBI's taxonomy places the organism in Eukaryota, Metazoa, Chordata, Mammalia, Didelphimorphia, Didelphidae.